AUGGAGAGGAAGGCGCUCGUGGUUUCUGUGUCAGUGGGCUUCCUGGGCAUCCUGUCUGCCGCUCUGGGCUUCGCUGCCGAGGGGAAGAGGAUCAAGGUGAGCGGGAAGGGUGCGAAUCCCAUGGACGGGCGAAGGCUUUCUUCGCUCCUUUUACAGUCAUUCUGCGCCGCGUUGUUUCCAUUCGCGCUUAGGUGUCUGCUGGCUCCUUGUCAGCAUGGAUACCCAUGGGCGCUGCUUUCCUUUGUGCGUUGGCGUGGAUUUCUGACUACCUCAUGAAAUUCUCAUCUUCCGAUCCGAUUCCUUCCUUCCCGCAUUCGGCAUCGGAUGUGUUUCCUGGGGAUCAGUCUAUGUCUCAUAUGGAAAGACUUUCGCCCAAAUUUCCUUUCCAACUGUUCAUCCGUUCUUGCUAUAAUGAUGUCAUUGGCAGAUCGCGAUCGUGACGCCUUUCGCUAGGCUUGUAGCUCACUCGCCGGCAACCUACGCCUUCCCUCCUAUCGCACCCUGUUCUAAUCUGUACCACUACAGUCGAACCACUGAGGCAGAACUUUGAUGGCUGUUGUGUCUUCGCUGCAAAUUAAUGGAAGCAUGUCUAUCCAAGGGCUUUGAGCGGCGCGUUAGUAGACGCAUUCUUCUUGCUGAACUUGGUGGAUCUUAAUACUGAUCCAAUACCAUUGCUCGUACAUCUUGAGACUCAUGGGGGCAUCCCAAUCCAGAUAACGCUUGGCUGCCUCUGUACUGUCACCAAAUCUGUAAUUAUGUGGGGAUGUUUCUGAUGUUGAACCAGUAUCCGCCCAGAAGAAGGAAAAAAACGAGAAAAAUAGAACAAAAGAGUGAAGAAAAAGAGAAAAAGAAAAGUAGUGUGAGAUUUGCAUAAGCUGUAGACUGCAUCACAUAAUUGGUCUCCAUGAACACCUCCCGUUCAAAGUCGGCCCAUUUGAGCUUGAUACUGUUCGAUUCUGCUGCGUGCGCCCAACUCGGAUCGUUUACAAUGAUUAGGAAGUACCCAUUAGUCAUAAAUGUAUAGAAUGGUAUAAAAUAUCAAUCGCGUUUAUAUUGUGAACUGGGAGUUGGUCAUGGCUGUUCAAGCUGAGAAUCAUCUGUGCUUCAUUUAGAUGUUGUAUUGUGGAUAUUGAGAAGAGGUAAUGUUCUCAUUGGCUGAGAUAAUUAGUUGACUUUUUCUUUUCUUUUCAGGCCUCUGAUGUGCAGGUGACGACACGGGGUGAAUGCGUAUAUCCAAAGAGCCUAGCUUUAUCCCUUGGACUGGGAUCAGUGAUUGCACUGAUCAUAGCCCAAGCAAUCAUUAAUUCAGUGGCUGGUUGCAUUUGCUGCAAGCAACGCCCACAUGCCUCCGGCACAAAUUGGACAAUAGGAUUGAUCUCAUUUAUUUUUUCAUGGUAAACCCUUUGACUAGACCAUGACAUUAAGAUGCUCUGAUAUUUUCAAUUGUUUCAUCUGCACGUGCGAUAGAUAAAAUUUAUGGUUCUCAAAAUGUCCUCGGUCUACAGUGCAGCACGCUUUCAUUUCAAUGCCGCCAACUAGUUUCAGAGAUUUUUCUUCUAUACAAGCCAACAGAUUGUCCUGCCCUUCCUUUUUUAGGGGAGAGACAGGCGUUGACCUAAUAAAAAUUAGUUGCCCUGCCCUUCUCUUGUUUCUUACUCAUUCUGGUUCCCAUUCUGACUCUUUCUUGGAUCAGCUGGUCCCUUACAGAGGAAUUCUACUCUUGAUGGUUGGAUUGUGCCCAUUUCUAGCAAAACCAUGUACUCUAUUUGGCCUAAAACAAUCAUUGGAUUUUAAUAGCCACUUUAUGACUACUCCCUUCGGUACCCUGCAACUCUGUUUAUUCAUGUAUUCUGUCCAAAUAUCCAUCUUCAUAGUUUUAUCGCUUACUUUCUGCAUUGAUAAUUUCUUAUGGUGUUUUUCAUUCAUCAUGAACGAAUGUGAUGCAUUGAUAAUUUCUUAUGGUGUACUUGCAUAAACCCCGUUGCAAAACUGCUCAGCAAGAGAGAUUGCAAAUAAUUUUACCCAACAUAUUUCCUUUACUUAUCUAAAUGUUCUUCUAUGCACGGCUCGAGCGGCCAACUGAGCUGAGCCCGUCAAAGAAAGGAAGAACAAGUAUGGCCACAUUGAAGAAUUGGAACGAUCACUUCAAAUUAUUUUGACGACGAAUAAAAAUGGAGGAACCAAAUUUUAUGAGCGUACUAGACUGAUUUUCUGUUUGAAUUCUUCAUCAGGCCACCCUUUCGAUUAAUUAGCUCAUGGGUUUAAUUAGCUCAUGGGUUUAGAUUAAUGAAUAAUUAGCAUCAGGCCAAUAAUGCGUUUAAAUGUGAUUGACUAUGAUUAAGUUUGGUAAAUUUUACUCAGAUUGUUCUCAUUCAAGUGCUUCACUUUGUCAGCCAGGUAUAUUUUUGAAUGAUGCGUCAAGAAUAACUUGCUUCACUUUAUGAUUAUGCAUAUAGACCCAAAUUGCUACAAAACCUUCAUAAUCGUUCGUAUUUUCCUCGAAUAAUUCUAAACUUAGUGAGCCAACUUACCAUAACAUGAACAUAUCAUCACUCCCAUCAUCUCCGUUGACCGAGAUUGAGGAUUCCACUUGUGGAAAAAUAAAACAAUGAAGCACAGUCCCCACAUUUUUUAAGCUCAUAAUCGAGAAAUCUUACCUGUUGGGUACCCUUUCCAUGCAGGAUCACCUUCAUAGUCGCCUUCCUCCUGCUGCUGACUGGUGCCGCCCUCAACGACCAGCGGGGCGUGGAGAGGACGUACUUUGGCAACUACUGCUAUGUCGUCAAGCCUGGGGUCUUCUCGGGCGGGGCUGUGCUGUCCCUUAUCAGCGUCUCCCUGGGGGUGCUCUACUACCUCGCCAUAGCAUCGUCUAAGCAGCUGGAAGGUCGGGGGGGAGCCCAGAUAAACCAGGGAAUCGCCAUGGGCAACCCUCAGAUCCCACCCCAGAGUUCGCAGCCGGUCUUCGUCCACGAGGAUACCUACAACAGGCAGCAGUUUCCCUAG
Molecule: messenger RNA, 3003 nt
Organism: Spirodela intermedia
Lineage: Eukaryota; Viridiplantae; Streptophyta; Magnoliopsida; Alismatales; Araceae
Source: the annotation of a GenBank genome assembly